This is a messenger RNA of Anopheles merus, 4202 nucleotides long. Its product is annotated as alanine aminotransferase 1. Gene Ontology annotation, molecular function: pyridoxal phosphate binding; L-alanine:2-oxoglutarate transaminase activity. Gene Ontology annotation, biological process: biosynthetic process. Bases 612 to 2264 code for a protein of 550 amino acids. The transcript is spliced from 5 exons. Lineage: Eukaryota; Metazoa; Arthropoda; Insecta; Diptera; Culicidae. The record is from RefSeq and is a predicted model, not a curated record.
GCGCGUUGUCCCGUGUGCUGAAGGUUUCUUUUCUUAUUUGUUGUUGUUGUUGUUGCUGCUGCGUGUAGCUACUGCGAACGUACGAAUUUUCGUAGCGCUGCUGCUGAUGAUGCUUCAGUUGGUUUGAGACUCGCGAGAUUAGCCCAAGUGUGCGUACUUCCUCGCUGGUGGUGUGGUGGUCAAGGUGUCAACGCUUCAAAACUCGCUUCAACUCACUCCAGUGCCGGUUGUUACCAAAAAAGGAGUAACAAAAACAGCAGCUGUAACUAUAAACAGCUGGUUGUGCACACGCGGCGAGAUACGACGCGGGACCAGAACCCACGCCUGCGAGAGAGCCGAACAGACAGAGAGAGUUUGAGCGAGAAAAGUUAUCAGUGUUUGGCAGAGGGCAAACCCUUGAAGGCGAGGGGUGGCUUUACAUCAGCGCUGAUUCGCAGCAGUGUACCGCUCUCGCGGCAGCCUUUCCGGAAGGAAUCGAGAGACCGCGAACCGUUCGUACGUGUGUGUUUGUGUUUGUGACUGUCUAUCGGUGUGACCGCGAACGGGGAGGUGUAACUAAAGGGAGGGCUAGGUGAAGCUAACGCGCGCGCACACACAUACACACCGCAACCAUGGCGCUCAGUCAUAUGCUAACGCUCUGCCAGCGGAGUGCCGCCGUAAGCUCUCGAGGCCUGCUAUUGCGCCCGGGCAGUGUGCACGUACGACUAGCGGCCGCCCCAGUGCCAGAGCAGCAGCAGCACGGUCCAGCAGCAGCAGUAGCAGCAGAGUCGCCAAUCAACCAGCAGCAGAGCCGCACGUUCCUCACGAUGGCGUGCGUACAGCAGCAGCAGCGAUGCGUGUCCGUCGACAACAUCAACCCGGCAAUCAAAAGCAUGGAGUACGCGGUCCGCGGCCCGCUGGUCAUCCGUGCCGGUGUCAUCGAGAAGGAGCUGGAGGAGGGUGCGAAAAAACCCUUCAAGGAAGUGAUCCGCGCCAACAUUGGCGAUUGCCAUGCGAUGGGCCAGCCGCCGAUUACCUUCAUUCGACAGGUGCUGGGGCUCGUGUCGUACCCGCCGCUGUUUAACGACCCGUCGAUCCCGGCGGACGCGAAGCAGCGCGCCCGCGCCAUCCUCGACGGCUGCAAGGGCGGCUCGGUCGGCUCGUACUCGGACUCGGCCGGCAUCGAGGUGAUCCGGCGGCAUGCGGCCGAGUACAUUCAGCGGCGCGACGGCGGCAUCCCGGCCGACUGGCAAAACAUCAUCCUGUCCGCCGGUGCGUCCGGCGGCAUCAAGGUGCUGAUGGCACUGCUGCGCUGCCCGAUCGACGGCAAGAAGCCGGGCGUGAUGAUACCGAUCCCGCAGUACCCGCUGUACUCCGCGACGAUCGCCGAGUUCGACAUGGAGCAGAUCGGCUACUACCUGGACGAGGCGAACAAGUGGGGCCUGGACAUUGCCGAGCUGGAGCGGUCGCUGAAGGAGGCGCGCAAGACGUCGGCACCGCGCAUCCUCGUCGUGAUCAACCCGGGCAACCCGACCGGCCAGGUGCUGUCCCGGUCGAACAUCGAGGACAUCAUCAAGUUUGCGCAGCGCGAGCGGUUGGUGCUGUUCGCGGACGAGGUGUACCAGGACAACGUGUACGAGAGCGGCUCGCAGUUCCACUCGUUCAAGAAGGUGAUGAUGGAGAUGGGCGAACCGUACAGCAAGAUGGAGCUGUGCAGCUUCAUGUCCUGCUCGAAGGGGUACAUGGGCGAAUGCGGCAUCCGGGGCGGGUACGCCGAGAUCGUCAACCUCUGCCCGGACGUGCGCACGAUGCUGCUGAAGUGCAUUUCCGCCCAGCUCUGCCCGACCACGGCCGGCCAGGCCGUGCUGGACUGUGUGGUCCAUCCGCCGCGCAAGGGCGAACCGUCCUACGAGCAGUUCGAGAAGGAGAAGGCGUCCGUGCUGGAGUCGCUGCGCGAGCGGGCCGAGCUGGUCGCGCGCACGUUCAACUCGAUCGAGGGCUUCUCGUGCAACCCGGUGCAGGGGGCGAUGUACGCGUUCCCGCAGAUCCGGCUGCCGGCGAAGGCGCUCGAGGCGGCCAAGAAGGACGGCAAGCCGGCGGACACAUUCUACGCAUUCCAGCUGCUCGAGGAGACAGGUAUCUGCAUCGUGCCCGGUUCCGGCUUCGGGCAGCGCCCCGGUACCUACCAUUUCCGCACCACCAUCCUGCCCCAGCCGGAAAAGCUGAAGGAAAUGCUCGGCCUGUUCAAGUCCUUCCACGAGAAGUUCCUGCAGAAGUACAAGUAAGCUGGAUGAGCGCGAGCGCCAAGCGUGGGCAGACUCGAUGCGGGUUGCGAGAAGGCGGGAAGGAAGCAGAUCACAAUAUUUAGUAGGUAGGAGAAGGAGAGCGAGGAGAGCGAUCGUGCAGGACCGGCACACAUCACACACACAGCCACACAUUGGUCGCUAAGCAGCAUCGCGGAAGAAUUGGGCAAACAUAUCGUGCCGGCAGCGAUUGAGCAGAGAUCGAUCAAGCGAGUAGGCAGUAAAAUGGAGACCGCUUAUGUGUAGACGAAGCAAUUUAAUUGCAAUUUCUUCAAGAAAAAUAACGGCACUGGGAUGUGAUGCAAACAAAAGGUACACCUCUACAGCCGUAGGUGAUAGAGCGAACAGUGGAUGCAACACCAGCACCCAGGCAAAACGGAUAUCACGCAGCGAUAAAGAAAUGAUCCUACACGAAACAACAAAAACUCCUCGAUUUGCUCUUGCUUUUUAAUGUAAUUUUCUUGUAGCCUGUUCGUACGGCGUUCUUGUGUCCUCACGAAACGUUCUUUCAUUUUAAAAAAAUCCUGUGACCCUUGCACGUUUGUGUUUGUAAUGCCAGCCCCACAAAGUGUAACCAGUUUAGCAUGGAACACUAAGUUAUAUCUUCUGAUUCGCACCAAGUUGAAACAAUAACGUUUAAGCUUUGUUGGAAUGUUUGCUCUAUCGACACUACACACACAGGUAUUAGAAAAACAAAAAAAUAAUAAGCACAGCAUUGUUAGUCGGUAAUGUGUACGAUGUGUUUUGGAUUGUUGAAACGUUAAGGAAGUAAGAACAUUUAAUGUUCUGUGUUUCCAAUUCCCUUACAUUACAUUUCGCUUCCGGUACAACCGGACGCAGCGAAAAAAUAGAGAAUAUUAUUCAAAACAAAAGAAAAAAAUACAAUUUGUGAUGCUAAUAAGUUUAAUCUAAAAUGGAGCGCAAAAACUUAUUCGAAACUUAAAAUAGUGUAGCACACUCCCAGAUUGCAAUGAUGAGCGCAUAAACACAUCUGACGUUGGCACGAGCCAUUACUGGAACUAAUUGAAAAAGUAUGAUAAAGAAAAUUAUGUUCACGCUUUGCGGCGUUGCGUUUCGGUGUUUUAGGGGGUGGUUUCUCGUACACGCACACGUUUUCCUCGUUUUAGUCGAGUUCACUGGUGCUUACAAGCGGAAGGGUCGCUAGCAGUUGUCCGUUGCGGGGUUAAGCAGAGUUAGCCAAGUGUCUUAACGAACGAACCGUGCGUGUGUAUGAGACACGGUAGGGCCAAAUUUAAUAACAUACACACACAGACAAACGCAAAUAUUAAACUGUCGAGCAAAAUUUUACGCAACACAAUUGGGAAACUCUAAGACAAUAAUUUUUGCAUAGUGCCGCCUGGCAGGAAAGUAAAAGUGAAAAUUUAAACUGUGUAGAACCUUAAUGCGGUCGUUCCGAUUCUCGCGCGCGUAUGUGCUUGUUCAUCAGCAAAUGCAUUGUUUCGUCCUAAAGUUCACAGUUUUUUUUUUAUGUUUGCUUUCCAUAACAAAACCCAGAGGCACAAGCGACUGCCCUCGUAACACUACGACCUACGACCAAACUCGCACUCAAGAACAGUCCAGGAAACAACAUCACAUAGCCAUACCGGGGUAAAUCUCAACAUGAAAAACAUUUAAAAAAACAAAAAACACUGCCCACAGGUCUCAGAGACAGCAAGUGCUACAGCACCUAUGGCCAUAGAUUUCUCAUCGCUUAGCACCAUCCGGAGCUCGCGCACCCAAGUGAAACAGCUCUGAGCACAUACAUAUGGAGAGCAGCAGCAGCGUGUCUGCUGCUUUAUCCUUUAUCUCUUUAUCAUCAUACCUGUUGGUUCGCGCCUUGAUUGCAACAUAUUUAGCCCGCCCGCGUUUCAAGGAUUGUCGAAAAUAUAAAUCAAAUAAAAGUAUAUAUAUAAAAUCGUU